UAAGUAUUAAUUGAAUGGCGGGAGUAUCACCUAUAGAAGACUUAACCAAAACUCUUCUCUCAAAGCUUGAUUUUAGCAUCAGCAAUAUCUAUUUCAAAUUCUUCAGUGUACAGCUCGAGCAGGAUACGAUCAGUAUUCCCAAUGUGAUUCAGAGAUAUGGAAGGCAGUGCAUUCAAAGCAGUAGCAUAGAGGAUCAUGAUGAAGAGCAGAACAAAAGAACGAUCCUUAGGUCCAAAUACAUCAUCAUCUUCAGAGAUAAAUACUUCAUCUCAAAUGCUAACAUAACUGGGAUCAUAGUUUACCUAAUUAAAAAGGAAAAUAGGAUGAUUAUGGGCCUUGAUGAUGGAACUGGCAUUACAAAUUGCAUCCUUUGGACCAACUAUUUCACUCCAGAAGAGAAGGACAACCUUUCAAAUUACUUCAGAGAAAAUAGCAUCGAAGUUGGCUCAAGUGUGAAUGUUCUAGGACAACUAGAAAGUUACAAUGGGCAAGUUCAGAUAAGUAUCAAGAAUAUCAAAAUCAUGGAUGAUUCUCAAAACGAUCUUCAUCAGUUCAAUUACAGUGCAGUUCAGGUUCAAAAGAGCAUGUUUGAUCCUUUCUCAAGACCAGAGCAAGAACCAUAUUUUAGAAAUCUGUCGUGCUUAAAAGAUAUCAAUAACAAGGAAGUAAUUCUUGAAGAGCUCAAGGUUAUCAACAAAGAUCACGAAGAUUUCAUUGUUAAAGAUCCAAAGACCACCAUGACAGAUUCUGAUAUUUCUCGUUGGAAAGAACAAGAAACUAAAUCUUUAAUGAAGAUAGCUGAGCUAGAUUCUGACCUUGUUGAUAUGAUUAUCCAAAAUAGGACUGAAGGACCUUUGACUGCUGAUUCGAUCAAAUAUGGUCAUCCAAGUAUCAUGGAUUCCUUGAAAGACACGUCAACCAUCUCUGACUACCUGUCUAAACAAAUCAUCAUCUACAGUGAGCCAGUCAUGAUUCAGAAGUUGACCAAUAUUCUUCUCUCAACAAUUCCUCAGAUUUUGAGUGAGAUUCCCAAGUCGCACGUUUACAAGAGCAAUAUAGGUGAGCAUCAAUACACAUGCUACCGCCUAAAGCUUCUUGCUGAUUUCAUUUCAAACCCUCUGAUUAAAAACACUAUCGAGGAGUUCCAAAGGGAAAAGCUAGAGCUUAGUUCGUACAAUUAUAAAGAAAUUGCGCUUAAAUGCAUUAAUGAAUUCCAAAAUGAAAAGUUUAUCCUUCGUGAAAAAGAGACAGAAAACAUAGAUCUCUCAAAGGAAGAAACUGUUAUUUUUGUAGAUAAGAGGCAAGAGUUCAAGAAUUACUUGUACGAAAUGAUACAAAAGACAGGUGACACAGGUAUUAAAGAGAUUGAGAUAUUCAACAAAGUCAGCUCAGAGUUCUCCAAGUUUUAUAACCAGGAGUACAUUAAGAAGGUGUUCUCUAUUCUGUAUGAAGAAGGAUUGACCAUGGAAAAUGAUAACAGAUACUAUGCCCAAAAUGCAUUCUAG
This is a messenger RNA of Moneuplotes crassus, 1505 nucleotides long. NCBI's taxonomy places the organism in Eukaryota, Ciliophora, Spirotrichea, Euplotida, Euplotidae. The record is from the annotation of a GenBank genome assembly.